AAGUUUAUAGCCGGGUUGCCACGCCUGCAUGUGAGCAGUGGACGUAUGAUUUGCGUCCUGUCAAAUUAAAAGUAGUAGGAAUAAGGAGCUGUUACUUUGCAAUGCAAAGUGUACUUUAUAUUAUUAAAACAUGGGUUUUUUGGAGGAUACUUUUGUGAUCCUUAUUACACAGGUGGAAACCCAUUUAUAGUUCUAAUGAACCAUUGACAUUGCAUUAUGAAAAAAGAGGAUAAUAUUUUUCUUGGGAGGAUGGAUAUUUUUUGUAAAAAAAUUAUUUCGUGAUUAUGAAGUACACCACAGAUUAGUACAGUUAAUAUUUUCCACAACAUUUUCUUUAUCAUGUACUAUGUUUGAACUUAUAAUUUUUGAAAUAAUCCGAGUUCUUGAUUCAAGUUCUAGAUAUUUUCAUUGGAAUGUUGGACUAUAUAUGCUUUUAUUUAUGGUAAUAGUUCUUAUACCAUUUUACAUAGCAUAUUUUAUUAUCAGUAACAUUAGAUUUGUAAGACUGAAUUGGAUAAGGCCACUUACAAUCAUAGUAUAUCUUUUUUAUCUCUACUUAUUUUGGAAAAUUGGUGACCCUUUUCCAAUAUUGAGUCCAAAGAAAGGAUUGUUAUCAAUAGAGCAAGGUGUAAGCCGAAUAGGCGUUAUAGGAGUUACUGUCAUGGCACUAUUGUCUGGUUUCGGUGCUGUAAAUUAUCCAUAUUCCUCUAUGGCCUAUUUUAUGCGGCCUGUGUCUUAUGCUGACGUACAAGCUAUAGAAAGACGAUUGCUACAAACAAUGGAUAUGAUCAUAGCUAAGAAAAAAAGGAUAGCACUUGCUAAAAAAGGUGAAGUGGUUGGACAAAGUGAAGCUCGUUCACGACUUUGGGGAAUGUUGGGUCCCUUAGGUGGUACAAAAGGGAAUCAAGAAACUAUAAAACAAUUACAAAUAGAAGUUAUAGCAUUAGAAGAAUUAUGUAGACAAUUAUUUCUAGAAGCACACGAUAUUCAAAAUGCUAGAGAACGUUUAGAAUGGGCAGCUACGUGGCAAGGAAAAUAUUUUAAUUUCCUUGGCUACUUUUUUUCGAUAUAUUGCAUUUGGAAAAUAUUUAUAUCCACCAUUAAUAUAGUCUUUGAUCGCGUUGGUAAAAAAGACCCCGUUACCAGAGGAAUUGAAAUUGCUGUUCAUUGGAUGGGUUUUGAUAUAGAUGUUACAUUUUGGUCACAACAUAUAUCCUUCUAUUUAGUUGGAUGCAUCGUUUUGACUUCCAUCCGUGGAUUGUUGUUAACUCUUACGAAGUUCUUCUAUGCUAUAUCAAGCAGCAAAUCCUCAAAUAUUAUUGUACUUAUACUUGCACAAAUAAUGGGAAUGUAUUUUGUGUCCUCUGUAUUACUUAUGCGCAUGAAUAUGCCUGCUGAAUACAGAAUAAUUAUAACACAAGUUUUGGGUGAACUUCAGUUUAAUUUCUAUCACAGAUGGUUUGAUGUCAUUUUUUUGGUAUCUGCGUUAUCAUCUAUAGUGUUUUUGUAUUUAGCUCAUAAGCAAGCACCGACAGAACGAACAUAACUAUUAAAUAAAUGAUUUUUGUAAAUUAAAUAUAAUUUAUAUUGUAAUUUUGCAUUUCACAAAAAAAAAUCU
Polistes dominula (European paper wasp) is the source of this 1618-nucleotide messenger RNA. RefSeq names its product golgi pH regulator (gene GPHR). Gene Ontology annotation, cellular component: Golgi cisterna membrane. The record is from RefSeq and is a predicted model, not a curated record. Gene Ontology annotation, molecular function: voltage-gated monoatomic anion channel activity. NCBI's taxonomy places the organism in Eukaryota, Metazoa, Arthropoda, Insecta, Hymenoptera, Vespidae. Gene Ontology annotation, biological process: intracellular pH reduction.